This is a messenger RNA of Mobula hypostoma (lesser devil ray), 8276 nucleotides long. RefSeq names its product otogelin-like (gene otogl). Bases 1 to 7536 code for a protein of 2511 amino acids. Gene Ontology annotation, biological process: L-arabinose metabolic process. Gene Ontology annotation, cellular component: extracellular matrix. Lineage: Eukaryota; Metazoa; Chordata; Chondrichthyes; Myliobatiformes; Myliobatidae. Gene Ontology annotation, molecular function: alpha-L-arabinofuranosidase activity; protein binding. The record is from RefSeq and is a predicted model, not a curated record. The transcript has 55 exons.
AUGCGGUUCUUUUCUCACAGGAGCAGAUUUGAUGCAGUUCUCCAGAAACGGAAUCUCCUUGCGGUAGAGGAUUAUAGUGCAUCUGGUGUGCAACAGACAAGUUUAACGCACAAUUCUACAUACUCUGAAGGUGUUUGUUCACGUGAUUGUCUCAAUGGUGGCUUUUGCAGUGGGGCUGAUACAUGUGACUGCACUGAGCGCCAGGCCAAUGGAAGUCGUUGUCAGACAGUUCCAAAUCUUGGAGAAGACAGAGAAGGAAUAUGCAAGUCCUGGGGCCAAUAUCAUUUUGAAACUUUCGAUGGUGUCUAUUUUUAUUUUCCCGGGGAAUGCUCAUAUAUUCUUGCAAAAGACUGUAGGACAACAGAGCCUCAGUAUAUGGUGGAGAUACACAACAAUGCAGAGUGCACAUCUUCACAUUACUCUUGCUCCAGGACUUUAAGCUUAUUUUUUCCAAAUGAAGAAGAAAUAACUAUUCUUGGUCAUUCAGUUACAAAAGGAAGAACCAGAUUGCCCUUGCCUCAGACGAUUGGGCAUGCAUUCUUUGAGCGCCUGGCUGAUUACAUACUUGUUAAGACAACAUUUGGAUUUUCCUUGGCAUGGGAUGGGCUCUCUGGUGUUUAUAUCAAGCUUACAGAGGAACACAUUGGCAAACCCUGUGGUCUAUGUGGUAAUUACAAUGGAGAUAUGUCUGAUGAUCUCAACACAAGCUAUAGUAUGCUGACUGAGGAUAUUGCAGUCUUUGGAAACAGCUGGAUGUCACAAUCUCCUUUUGAUUCCCCAUGUGAAUCUGUUCCAUUUGAUUUCCCUAGCCCAUGCCGGUAUAAAGGAGCAACAAUUAAUGAUAUCAUUGCAAAAUGUGAAGUUCUGCUGGGUUUCCCUUUUUUUACUUGUCGUGAAAAUGUUCAGCCUAAUUCAUAUGUCACCAGUUGUAUUAAUGAUCUGUGCGAGGUGGAUGAUACUGAAACUCAUUGUCGUGCGUUAAAGGAGUAUGCCAGGGCAUGUUCUCAUGCAGGCUACCCCAUCGCAGACUGGAGAAAUGAUUUUCCUGCUUGUAUUGAUCAGUGUGAAGAUAGUUUUGUUCAUCGUGACUGUAUUAGCUGUUGUCCACCAACUUGUACAUUUGAAAAGGAGUGCUUGGGGAGCAGUUUACACUGCCUCGAUGGAUGUUACUGCCCUGAUGGACUUGUCCUGGAGAAUGGAACGUGUAUAUCAGUAUCUAAUUGUCCAUGUGUAUUCCAUGGCAUAGUCUAUCCUAUUGGAUCGCAUUUACAAGAGGGUUGCAAUAUGUGUGUUUGCAGAGGUGGCGUUUGGAAUUGUACAGACAGUGAUUGCCCAGCUGAAUGCUCAGUCACAGGAGACAUGCAUUUUACCACCUUUGAUGGUCGGAUUUUUACAUUUCUUGGCACUUGUCAGUACAUCUUUGCAAAGAGCCACAGAAGUAACCAGUUCACUGUGGCACUGCAAAAUACACCUUGUAGUCAGAACCUGGAUCACAGCUGCAUUCAGUCUGUAACCCUGGUGAUAGGAGGUGAUACAAGCAACCAAGUAACCUUAACCAGAACAGGAGAAAUCCACCUUGGCAUCCACCAGGCAAUUAGCCUGCCAUAUAACAAUGGAAUAAUUGAAAUCCUUAGGUUGUCUUCUUUAUUUAUACAAGUGAAGACAGCCUUUGGACUCUCAAUGAAGUUUGAUAACGAAGGUGGAAGGCUAUAUCUCCAGGUUGACAGCAGUUGGAAGGGGAACACUGUGGGUCUGUGUGGAACGUAUAAUGGAAAUCUACGAGAUGACUUUCAUUCCCCUGUAGGUAUGAUUGAAGGUACUCCACAGUUACAUGCCAAUGCAUGGAAGAUUUCAUCUGCCUGCAUAGCCCCAGUAAAUAUUCCUUUAGUUGAUCCCUGUGAUACCAACCAACAAAAUGCUUUAUAUGCAACCACAAUGUGUGAUGUUCUCAAUCAAGAACUCUUUGCACCGUGCCAUACCUUUGUGAAUCCCAGCCUCUAUUAUCAGCAGUGUCGUUAUGAUGCCUGCAAAGGCGGAAGGUUCUGCAUGUGCACUGCUCUUGCACACUAUGCCUACCUUUGUGCCAAACACAAAGUUUUCAUUGACUUCAGAUCGAAAGUGUCGGACUGUGGUGUUACCUGUCCGGUUAACAUGUUGUACCACACCUGUUCUUCCUCUUGUGGUCGCACCUGCCAGUCCCUUUCUUCAUAUGCAGUUUGUGGUGGUGAUUGUGCCGAAGGCUGCAACUGCCCCAAUGGAACAUUUUAUGAUGAAAUAAUACAUCGCUGUGUAACAGAAUCGCAGUGCUCCUGUCACUUUAUGGGAGGAAUAUUUCAGGCAGGAGAAGUCACAUUUAGUAAUUCGGGACCAUGUUUGUGCAGGAAUGGAAGAGUAGGGUGUGCUCCCACAGAUCCAGAACCUGAACCAGGGGUCUGCCCACAGAAUAAAAGAUACUUUGACUGUCGAGACCCUCUGCCUGGCCUGCCUUGGACUGGAGCAGCUUGUGAGGUCACGUGUGAAAACCUGAUGAUGAACGUUACCUGCUCACCCAUGACUCCAUGCAUUUCCGGCUGCAUUUGUCCUCCUGGAUUGAUUAAGCAUGGUGAUGACUGCUUUUUGCCUGAAAGUUGCCCAUGCCGUUGGAAAGGGCAGGAAUAUUUGCCUGGGGAAGUGGUUUCCACACACUGUUACACUUGUAUAUGUCAGCGAGGAGUUUUUAACUGCACAUACCACCCGUGUCCCGCAGUCUGUACCGUUUAUAGUGAUCGGCAUUAUCGCAGCUUUGAUGGCCUGGAGUACGAUUAUGUCAGUGACUGCCAAGUAUACUUAGUAAAGAGCACCAACAAUUUGAAUGUUUCCAUAACAGCUCAAAAUGUGGAUUGUUAUGAUAAUGGAAUAAUUUGCAUGAAGUCCCUUAUUAUUUCUGUUGGAAACACCCAUCUUAAUUUUAAUGACAACUCUGGGAAACCAACUCUGUCUGGAGUGAGAAGGGAAACCAAUGAUUUUCAGCUGUGGAAGGCAGGUUACUACUCAGUGGUAUACUAUCCAGAGCUGGAGAUUACAGUGUUCUGGGAUAAAAAGACAACGAUUCACAUUCAGGUCGGACCCCAGUGGCAGGGUAAGCUAACGGGAUUGUGUGGAAAUUUUGACAAAAUCACAGGGAAUGACAUGACAACAUCAAGCAACAUGGAAGUAAGCAAUGCCCAGUCUUUUGGAGAUAGCUGGGCUCUUGGACAGUGUGUGAGUAGGAAUGGUAUCACUCGGCCAUGUGAAGCGGAUUUAAUCCGGCAACCAUUUGCAAAGAGGGAAUGUGCUGUUCUCUAUAGUGAAGUGUUCGCUCCUUGUCAUAAUGUGGUUGACGUCACCUGGUUUUACAAAAAUUGCCUCACUGACACGUGUAACUGUAACCGUGGUGGGGACUGUGAAUGCUUCUGUACCAGUGUGGCAGCUUAUGCACACAAAUGCUGUCAGAAGGGAGUGGCGAUUAGCUGGAGGUCACCUAGUGUUUGCCCUUUUGACUGUGAAUAUUACAAUCGAGAUCUUGGAGAAGGACCAUAUCUGCUCAUUAACUACUUGUGGAAUGAUACAGUUAUUGCAAGCAACAGGAUAAAUGGGGACAUUAUACCUUUGCAAAUAAGCAAUGCUGGCGAGAACAAUUUAAGGAAUUUCAUGAUUACACCUGGAUUGUACAAGGCAAAGCAAUCAACACUGCCUGUUGUUUCCCUUGAGUCUGCUGAAAGACCAAAUUACUUCCUACACACGGGUGAAAGUGAUAAUCUACGAUUAGUGCAAUGGGAGGACAACCAACAUUUUCAUAAAGCCGCAUCAUUCAUCCAUCACCAGAGCAACUGGAUCCCAGGCUAUAGUACCUUUGAAUUAUACAGUAGGAAAGGAUAUUUCAUCUCGCUGACACCAUCCGUGGUGAAAGUAGCUCAAUAUGAGUACUCAGAAUCAUUUAUAUUCUCAAGUAGCUUCAGAAUUGAAGAAAGCAGCGAGGUUAUACCAUACAGAACAAUGUGUGAAUUUCGAUAUGAAGCAUGCACCAGUCCUUGCAUCAAGACAUGUAGUGACCCUCAUGCAAUAGCCUGCAAGUUUUUAUCACCGGUAGAGGGAUGUAUGGCACAUUGCCCAAAGGACAUGCUGUUUGAUGAAGUCACACUCAGAUGUGUUCAUCCAGUGGACUGUAUCAAUGUAACUGCAACAGAUUUACCUUACCUAACACCAACAACAUCUACAAGAACUGAGGCAGUGUCCAGAUCAUCUACCACACCAAUGACUCCAACAGUAAGACAGUUAACAACUUCCAUUACUGGCCCAUCAACGUCUCGUUCAACAGUUCCCUCAAAACCCGUGGUAACUAUUUCUACAUCGGCUUACGCAACAUCUUUUUCAUCCACGGAACUUCCAACCUUAAGUUCUCCAUCUGUUGGGAGUAAUGGGACAACAGCGGUUUCAGGUCCACGUCAAACCUCCAUUUCACCUACUGAAAAGGUGCUGCCUUCCAUAAGUACUGCUUUUCCAACUAGCAACCGGUCUGAAGUGGUAAUUUCCUCAACACGUGUUGCAGAAGCUACUGUUCAGCCAGAAGUGAUAAAGACUCAGUAUAGCACACCCAGUGAAAGUACACCAUUAAGCGGACAGACAGAAGUGGAGAAGGCUGAAAUCACAACAGAGGCGAUUACCAGCCAGCCUGCUGCACCAGUUACCACAAGCAAGGAAACCACCCUCACUCCAGAAGUCCCUGUCGUCCAUGAAACCUCACCGAUUUCUCCAAUUUCAGCUUCCUCUCCGAGUGUCCUGGAGACAGUCACCUUGGACCUGUCCACUGCAUCACUGACUUCUCCAUCUACUCCAACAACACCUAUUUCUGCAGCUCCGUCUCCUUCUCAGCCAGAUGCUGCAAUUACCUUUGGUAUCUCAACAAUACCCUCUUAUUCUCAAACUGCACCACCAUCAGUGACUCCAUCAUCUUGCAUAUGUCCUUUUAAUGUGACACAGCCAAGCUGUGGUUUUUUGGGAAUGCCUGUCCAAGUCAACAGUGAUAGGUGCUGCCCACAAUGGGAGUGUCCAUGUCGCUGCUCAGUAUUCUCUGACCUACACAUCAUUACAUUCGAUGGCAAUGAUGUUGGAGUUUAUGAUGCUGCAGCCUAUGUACUGACUCUGUUACCACAAGAAACUAUUGUUGCCCAUGUUGAACAGUGUCCAACCCGUGAGAGUGCAAAUUCUAUAAGGCGUCCUGUGCCAGGAGGAAACUCUGGAUUAUGCUUUAAAAAGCUGAACAUAACCUCACGUAAACACAGAGUUCUCAUCGAUAGACUUGACAGACUGACAACAGUAAACUCCAGACCUGCUCGCCUCCCCUUCACAAAAUUGGGUUUCCACAUACAGGAUACUGGAGCAAUGUACCUGAUUGGAACCCCAGCUGGUGUGACUAUUCAGUGGUAUCGUAGCACAGGUGUCAUUGUGUUGGAAUUUGGUUUGCCUUCCAACAGAACCAUCGGAACUAAAGGCUUAUGUGGUUGCUGCAAUGGUAGCCCUGCUGAUGAUCUCAAGCUGCCGAAUGGGACCAUUGUCACAGAAGUAGAAAAUAUAGGACUUUUUCUUGAAAGCUGGAUGGUCGAAACAUCUGGACUGGAGAGAGAUUGUUUUCGUUGUCGAAAACAGAACUGCACCAUUGGUAACUGUACUGCUUGCUUUGAAAUGUUGAAUCAAAAUCCUUGGAUCCUAUGCCAUCAGCACGUCACUCCAGAAAUAUUUUGUGAACUCUGGAUUAGAGAUUUUCACUAUGUGACACAUCAGUGUGAUGCCCUGGCUUUAUAUGCAGCUGCUUGUAAUAAAUACAAUGUCUGUAUUCCGUGGAGAACUCCAGAAUUUUGUCCACUUAGCUGCCCUGUUGGCAUGGAAUACCAACCUUGUGUGCCAGCUUGUGAAAGCAAAAUGUGUCAGAAUAAGGACUUCUAUUUGGAACACGACCCCACCUGUUCAUUUAUCAGCGAGAGCUGUGUCUGCCCUCGAGGGACUGUGCUGCACCAACCAGAUUCCAACUACUGUGUUUCCGAAGAAAAAUGUGCUUGCACAGACAAUGAAGGCCAACCACGGUCAGCAGGUGAGACCUGGAAUGGAUCUCAUAAAGGGUGCUGUAUGUACAAGUGCUUGGAUAAUGGUACCAUCAUUGCUGUGGAACCUGAAUGUAGUGAAGUCUCAUCACCGAUCUGUGAAAGAGAAGGAGAGAUAAUUAUUGACGUCAUUGAAGAGGGAGCAUGCUGUCCGAAGAAGAUUUGUGAAUGCAAUCUGACCAUAUGUGAAAGUGAUGUGCCAGCAUGUGAAAAUGGAGAAAAAUUGGUGAUAGGCUACAGUUCCACCUCUUGUUGUCCUGAGUACAGAUGUGAAUGUGAUGCUCUGGCAUGUCCAACCAGUUCACCACCCGCAUGCAGGGAGGACCAGUUUCUUGUUGAAGUGCGAAUAGGCGACUCUUGCUGUUUCUCAUUUCAGUGCGUGUGCGAGUCAUGCAUUGACCCAAUUCCGACAUGCAAUGAAGGAGAUAUUCUUGCAAUAGACCUCAAUACUGUGGAUCGUUGUUGCCCACUCUAUCAUUGUGUCUGUGAUGAAAAUCUGUGCCCCCCUCCUGACAAGAACUGUGCAGCUGGAAUGAAACUAGUGAAGAGACAUGUUUCAGGAGUCUGCUGUCCUGACUGGCAGUGUGACUGCACCUGUGAAAACACUACCAGUAAGACGUGUAAAGUGGGGGAAGUUCUAACAGAGGACCCUGGCUUUCAGGAUGUCUGUGGCUGUACUCGUUUCAUCUGCAGAAAAGCUGAUGUCUGCCUCUUCCAAGGUGUCACUGCACUGAAUCCUGGCCAGUCACUAUUUCAGCAUCUUGAGGGUGACCAGUGUUACAUAGCAAGUUGUUUCCAGAGUACAGAAUCAGCCACCGAAGCUCCUUCAAUGGAAGUAUCAAUAGUUAACUGUUCAGCAAAAUGCCAACCUCAUCAAGUCUAUGUUCCUUCAACUGAUCCCCAUGUUUGCUGUGGAACGUGUAAGAAUAUGUCAUGUCCUUUUGAGGAAGAUGGGAUCAUAGUUUUACAUAAUGCAGGAACCUCCUGGAUUGCUGACUGUAUCAGAUAUGAAUGUCUGGAGACAACCAUUGGAGUCAUGAUGAUCGGCUCUGGAAUUGUCUGCCCACCAUUUAAUGAGACUGAAUGCAUACAGAAAGGGGGAAUUGCGAAGCUUUACAUGGACGGUUGCUGCAAGACUUGCAAAGAAGAUGUAAGGCCUUGUCGGAAAUUACAUGUCAAAAUGAUCAUAAGAAAAGAUGACUGUCGUACCACUGGCGCUGUCCUUGUGGCUUCCUGUGAUGGUAGGUGCCCAUCAGCCAUGAUAUUCAACACUAAUAUCAACAGCUAUGCCAAAUUCUGCAAAUGCUGUCGAGAAGUUGACCUCAUAGAUCAGACUGUGCCUCUUUAUUGUGCGGGAAAUGGCACUUGGAUUAACUUCACAUUUCAAGAGCCAACAGACUGUUCCUGUCGAUGGAAUUAAACUGCUUAAAGUCUGGGUCAAACAUAUGAUUGGAGAAUGGCCUAGAAAUUGAUGGUUGUCUUACUAGAAUUAUGCUCAACUUGAUGCCACAGAAGGUAUUAAUGAAAGCAGAUCAAGAGGUAUCAUAACACCUGCAAACAAAAGAGGCUUUCACCAAUGAGCAGCUGGUGCCCAACUGACAGACAAUGUGCAGCUCUCGUUCUCUAAGAGAGACCCAAUGCCCAUUGCUGGGGUGCAUAGGACUACUAGUUUUUUUUUUGGAAGUAGCAUUUCAAGGCAAACAAAUUUCUAGGCCAAUCAACAUUCAAGACCACAUUUCAAAACAUUAAAAACAAAUCAACAAAUUGUUAUGUUAACUGCUUUACAAUUAACUUCUGUAAAUUAACUAUAGAAUGAAGUAAUUAUUUCAAGGUAAUUUUUCAGCUGUGAUGGUGACGUAUGCAUAAUCAAAUAAAAUUUGUAUUAACCUAUUUUAGAUAUUUCAUGAAUGAUACUUUAUACCUAUUAAUGGUUUCAGUAUAUAAUAAACAUUGAUUUGUACUACAAAUAUAUGUUAAAAUAGUGGUACAUGCAUUACUAUCUUUGCUUUGAGCAUAUGACGUAGAUUUCUGAUUGUUGUGCCAGGCCAGGCAGUUUACCUUGUGAACUGCUAGCAUUAUAAAUUGUAAAUUACAGUGUAGUAUCACUUACUUGGUAAACUCAUACUUAAGCAACAAAUAAUACAAUGGAAAAUUGCAAUA